GAACUGUGCCACAUCCCUACGAUACAGAUGCGAGAUGCAGAAUUAAGGGGCUGUCGGUCAAAAAACAAUCAAAAUCAUGUUGUUAUAGUUAUAACAAAUAUAGUGUUAUUGUGAAUGAAGUGUUAUUUAUGUUUGUGAGAACAGAAUGGCACUAAUGAAAAACAACGGACCCAUAAUAGACCCAGCUUUAUGCCGUUGCUGUAGAGCUAUAAAAAAAUGUAGAGUUCUCACAGUGGAGUACACCUGGAUGGAGCAGAAAGAGGUUUACGCGGAUAUGAUCAUGGACUGUUUCGGUAUACUCCUGUCUCAUGUAGAUGAAGAUGUAAAAGAUAGUGGAGUUUGUGCUACGUGUGUGGUCAGACUGAGAGAUGCUUGUGCCUUCAGACAACAGGUGCUGCAAUGCGAGGAGUUGUUCCUUGGAGCCAAGCUAGGGGAUAAGGAUGAAACCAAAAAGACUUCCGAAAUGGAACUCAAAACGGAACCAAAGGAUGACUGCAGUGAUCACAACUCGGUGAACGAGGAUCCCAACGACAGCAUGUCCUGUGAUAUUGAGGCUGAAGUGAAAGACGUGAAGCUUCCAAAGAAAGAGGAAGACGAGAAAGCAGAAGAUGGAAACGAUGUGAAAGAAGAUUUGGAGGAUGUUAUGGACGAUGAAGAUUACAACGACUAUAUGGAUUCCAGUUCGGACUCGGACAAACCAAUCAAGAGGAAAGCUAAGGUCAAGAAGCUAAAGGCGAAUAGUACGAAGAAGAAGAAGAAUCUGAAGGCCAAAACAAAGUUGAAGCAGAAACCAGGCUCCUCAACAGAAAAGAAACUCAAGAAACCGCCAGUUGAAAAGAGGAACACAUACGACAGGGACCUGGAUUGUAUGUCAGAGGAAAAUCUUUUGACAAUCAUACAAUACUCAUAUGUAUGUCCUUUCAAGAAUAGAAGGAAUAAUUACUACUGUUUCUACUGCAAGGAUUAUUAUCCAAAACCGGAAGAUUUACGUGAACAUACGAUAUCCCACGACACGAAACCUUUCCAAUUGUUGAUGGGCUAUAAAAAAAUGCCGAAAAUCGACAUAACGAGAAUCGAUUGUAAGCUCUGUCCGAUGAAAAUCGAUGAUUUGGACACAUUCAAACGUCACAUCGACGAGGUACAUAACAAAAAGAUAUACUUCGAGGCCCCGGAUAAGAUGUUGCUGUACAAACUGACGUGGAACGAUCUAGUGUGUGUUAUGUGCAGUGAUGUGUUUGAGGACUUUAAUACGUUGAACACUCAUAUGGUGGAGCAUUUCAGUAACUAUACGUGUGACAUAUGCGGCGUGUGCUUCCUAGAGAAACCGCGUCUGGACGCUCAUCUGAAGCGUCACAAAGACGACGAGCGUCACACGUGCGAGGUGUGCGGUAAAGUGUUCAAAUCCAACCACUACAAGGACAUGCACGUUGAUAUAGUGCAUAAGAAGAAAGCUAUCAUACGUUGCCCGAGAUGCGACGAGUGUUUCAUGUCGUACGCGCUUAAAAACAAGCAUUUAACGGAAGCUCACGGUCAAAAACGGACGUACCCGUGCAAUUUGUGCGACAAGGUAUACAACAGACAGAAGACAUUGACCGAACACCAGAGACGUAAUCAUCAGAAAGUCUUGAAGCACCAGUGUGAGUAUUGUGACCAGAGGUUCUACUUACCAUCCCGUCUUAAAGAACAUAUAGCGACGCACACAGGCGAAAGGAACUUCAGAUGCGAGUAUUGCGAUAAAAGCUAUCCUCGGCUAAAGUCUCUACAGUAUCACAUCAGAACUCACACCAACGACAGGAGAUACAGGUGCCAUAUAUGCGGCCAGGCCUUCAUACAGAACGCCAGCCUCAAGUCGCAUAUUAAGAGCCAUCAUCCGGAAUGUGAUAUCGAGGGAUGUUAUUUCUGAAUUUCCAGCAAUAAUAUAUAUAUAAGUAGGAAAUGACUUACACAUGCAUUGUUUUAAUUUAUGUAACAUAGUAUAAAUAUCUUUGAGCUAAUUCGGAGGAAAUUUCUUUAUUGAUAAAGCAGCGACACUAUUCAGAAUUAUACAUAAGUAUCAGCAAGUCCAAUUUAAAUGACAAAAACAUUUCUUUUGUAUGGAGAAAGUAUUUUUUUUUUUUAAUUUUAUUAAUUUAUAAUCCGUUCAAGACUGUCCUCCCAAGCCGUUAUAUCUGUAAGGAGGUUAAUUAUAAUUCAGUAUUAAAUUUAAUUUUAGGACAAUUAUGAGAGAUUUCAUCGAUUUUGUGAUGAUUUUAAGAAGUGUCUGAAUAUAUUAAAAUUAUGAAAAUAUUAAUAGAGGAAUUGAAGCAAUCUGUUCGAUGUACGGAAAGAAUCUAUACUCAUUGUAAAUAAUGUAAAUAACUAAUAAGAAAACCUGUUGCAAUGUUAAUAUACAUUAAUAUUUGAGAAGUACUGGAAUAUGAUUGAGAUUUAAUAAAUAAAUUACUCUAAAGAUAAUAUUGUAUCUGUGCCAUCGUUGUGCUGGAGAGUAGAAAAAAAUAAUGUUUAAAAAAAAACUUUGGAAUCGUUUGAAAUAUUUAUGCUUCUGUAUAGAUAAUAAUGAGUUUGUAAAUUAUAUAUAAUAAUUAUUUGUCAUAAUAAUUAUUAAUGUACAUAAAGAAUAUAAUAAUUUAAUUUUCUAUACAGUAAGUUUCUUGCGAAUACUCAACACAUCACAGAUAUAUUUUGUUAAAAUGUAUGUCUUAGAUAUUAAUUUGACACAAAAAAGUUUUUUACAGAUUUACAAAUGUAUUAUAAAGGUUUAAAUUAUUUUAAUUCGUAAAUAAAAUGUGUUUAUAGCAUUGAAGUUUGAUUUGGAACAGAAAACGCGGCAAACAAAUAAAAUGGCGUUCAGUCGAUGUCAAAACUUA
This is a messenger RNA of Danaus plexippus (monarch butterfly), 2867 nucleotides long. RefSeq names its product zinc finger protein 37-like. The record is from RefSeq and is a predicted model, not a curated record. Gene Ontology annotation, biological process: regulation of transcription by RNA polymerase II. Gene Ontology annotation, molecular function: DNA-binding transcription factor activity, RNA polymerase II-specific; zinc ion binding; RNA polymerase II transcription regulatory region sequence-specific DNA binding. The transcript is spliced from 5 exons. The coding region runs from base 146 to 1903 and encodes 585 amino acids. Gene Ontology annotation, cellular component: nucleus. NCBI's taxonomy places the organism in Eukaryota, Metazoa, Arthropoda, Insecta, Lepidoptera, Nymphalidae.